GAAGCAAGCGGGGUGAUCACACAGAAUGACGAUCAUGGCUCUCUCCCGUGCCGCCGCGUCGAGAGGGUUCUUCUUCGCGCUGAUCCUUGUCGCGUGCUGCAGCCUCAUGCUGCAGGCGGCGGCGGCGGCGGGCGGCGGCGCGGACGGCGUCGUCGUCGGUGCUGAUGGUGACAAUAAGCUGAUGAUGGACCGGUUCCUCCGCUGGCAGGCGACGUACAACCGGUCGUACCCGACGGCGGAGGAGCGGCAGCGGCGGUUCCAGGUGUACCGGCGCAACAUGGAGCACAUCGAGGCCACCAACCGGGCGGGCAACCUGACGUACACGCUCGGCGAGAACCAGUUCGCCGACCUCACGGAGGAGGAGUUCCUGGACCUCUACACCAUGAAGGGGAUGCCCCCCGUCCGCCGUGACGCCGGCAAGAAGCAGCAGGCCAACUUCUCCUCCGUGGUGGACGCGCCCACCAGCGUCGACUGGAGGUCCAGGGGCGCCGUCACGCCCAUCAAGAACCAGGGCCCAUCCUGCUCUAGCUGCUGGGCAUUCGUGACGGCGGCGACGAUCGAGAGCAUCACCCAGAUCAGGACAGGGAAGCUGGUGUCGCUGUCGGAGCAGGAGCUGAUCGACUGCGACCCGUACGACGGCGGCUGCAACCUGGGCUACUUCGUGAACGGGUACAAGUGGGUGAUCCAGAACGGCGGGCUGACGACGGAGGCCAACUACCCGUACCAGGCGCGGCGGUACCAGUGCAACCGCUCAAAGGCCGGGCAGCGCGCCGCCAGGAUCUCCAACUACAGGCAGCUGCCGCAGGGGGAGGCGCAGCUGCAGCAGGCGGUGGCGCAGCAGCCCGUGGCGGCGGCCAUCGAGAUGGGCGGCAGCCUGCAGUUCUACAGCGGCGGCGUGUGGUCGGGGCAGUGCGGGACGCGGAUGAACCACGCCAUCACCGUCGUCGGCUACGGCGCCGACUCGUCGGGGGUCAAGUACUGGCUCGUCAAGAACUCGUGGGGACAGACCUGGGGCGAGCGCGGCUACCUAAGGAUGCGCAAAGACGUCAGGCAAGGGGGACUCUGCGGCAUCGCGCUCGACCUCGCAUACCCGAUUGUGUGAUCGAUCGAGGGUUCCUGAAUCCUGAUUCUUACUAUAUACACACACAUGUAGCAACGGUGCUGCAUUAUAUAAUGUAUGUAUGUAUAUGUAAAAGCCAGCAGCUGGCACAGGGCCAAAAGCCAAAUUACCACCAUAUGAAAUAUUAUGGGCCUUAAUGCUAUGUGAAAUUAAAUUACCACCAAAUUAUAUAAUGUGUGUAUGUAUGUGGAAUCGAUCA
Sorghum bicolor (sorghum) is the source of this 1319-nucleotide messenger RNA. RefSeq names its product ervatamin-C. The record is from RefSeq and is a predicted model, not a curated record. The transcript is spliced from 2 exons. Gene Ontology annotation, molecular function: cysteine-type endopeptidase activity. Bases 26 to 1102 code for a protein of 358 amino acids. Gene Ontology annotation, cellular component: lysosome. Lineage: Eukaryota; Viridiplantae; Streptophyta; Magnoliopsida; Poales; Poaceae.